Lutzomyia longipalpis is the source of this 2742-nucleotide messenger RNA. RefSeq lists its product as uncharacterized. Bases 771 to 2402 code for a protein of 543 amino acids. Gene Ontology annotation, molecular function: ATP binding; DNA-binding transcription factor activity, RNA polymerase II-specific; RNA polymerase II cis-regulatory region sequence-specific DNA binding. The record is from RefSeq and is a predicted model, not a curated record. Gene Ontology annotation, biological process: regulation of DNA-templated transcription. The transcript has 6 exons. Gene Ontology annotation, cellular component: nucleus. Lineage: Eukaryota; Metazoa; Arthropoda; Insecta; Diptera; Psychodidae.
GGUCGGAGGUGGAUGGGAAGUUGGAGAGGACGGCGGGAUGGGUGGGUGAGGCAGGAGGGACCAUUAGAAGUGGGUGACGUGGGUGAUCGAGGCAAGCUAAGAAAAGAUGAUGAUGACUUGAGAGGGACUUUUUGGACUUACCGCAAGAUAGUCUUUCAAUGAACAUCUGCUCGAUAGCAUCGGCUCGGCACUUUUUUAUCGCACAUCUUCCCGCAAAAGCCCAACUCUUUCGCCACCAUCCCCUGGAUCAGUGACCACAGUUUUUGCACUUAAUUUUCCACGAGUUAAAACUUAUUUACUCUCUUCAUCCUCUAAAUUAAAAAAAAACACCACCAAGAAGUGGACAAGCUGUGCGGAUUUUGCGGUUCUGAAGUCUCAUGUUGGGAAAAUACCACAAAAUUCUCCACGGACUUUUCCAAGCAUCUGACGUCUUGGAGGAAAUUUUCAGUGAAGUCUCAAGACAAGUUCAGCAUUUGUGAUUGUGUCUAACAAGACUCCCUGUCUUCGAUGUGAGGCACUGUAUACCAGGACAAAAAAAUCCACCAAAUUGGGAUGUGAAAAGUGACGUGGAGAAUUUUUCUCACAUGCCGAGACGGCUCUAUUAAAAAAAAUAGGGAUUUCUGGUGAAGACAUGCCAAAGUAGGAGGAAGGAGGAACUCGAGGGAUUGUGAUAUGGUGGAGGAAUUCCUUGGGAAUUUUCAUGAGGAUAUGUUAUAGGAAAAUUCGGUGAAGUGUGAGUGAUAGUGGGAUUGGGAAACUGUAUCAAAAAGAUGCACCUCGCAUCCGAAGUGAGUUCCACAACGAAUUCAGUGCCUCUGGAGGGCUCUGAAAUGCAAAUGAACAGCACGAGUGGUGGUAGUGGUGGUACAGGGAGUACAGCUAAUACUUCCAGUGGUAGCAAUUCAUCUAUGACUGUCCUUACAGCGGAAAAUCUUGCAGAACGUACCCUGGAGGGGCUCAUGGCUGAGCAUCCAGGAGAACUGGUGCGAACGGGAUGUCCGCAUGUUGUCUGCACGGUGUUACCUCAGCAUUGGAGAUCAAAUAAAACCCUCCCGGUGGCAUUCAAAGUGGUGGCACUUGGUGAGGUCGGUGAUGGUACUUUAGUCACCGUGAUGGCGGGAAAUGAUGAGAACUACUGUGGCGAAUUGCGAAAUAGCACAGCCGUGAUGAAGAAUCAAGUGGCUAAAUUCAACGAUUUGCGGUUUGUAGGUCGUAGCGGAAGAGGCAAGAGCUUCACACUUACGAUUGUGAUAUCAACUGUUCCGAUGCAAAUUGCUACAUACACGAAAGCAAUUAAGGUGACUGUUGAUGGUCCGAGAGAACCACGUUCGAAAAUACGUCACCAAGGCUUCCAUCCAUUUGCAUUUGGUCCCCAGAGAUUUGCACCAGAUCCCUUAAUGGGUGGUCUUCCAUUUAAGCUGUCAGGAUUUGCUCAUCAUUUGGCUGGAAUGCCAGGGGCUCACUUGGCAAGCGAUUGGCGUGCUCUGAGUGCUCGUCACAACUUUCCCCCGGCCCAGUUUCUCCAUCAUCAUCACCCGCCGCAAUUCAAUCCACAUAUGCUGGCGACGAUGGAUCGCAUGGAGCGGUCCAUGAAUGGCUCACCGCGAGCGCUAAAUCAAAUCUCGUGCAAUCCGCACAGUACAACGAGUCCCAAGGGGUCACCAAUUCACCUGGGUACGGGAACAGCAGUGGGGACCCCGGGUGGUGAGGGUGGCCGUGGGACACCAACGCUAACGGAUGAAAAUGGUGAUAAUAACAACAAUGUCGAUGGUGCAAGCUAUGAGAGCGACAACAACAUAUCAGUAACGGGGUCACCGCGGGUUGUACACUCGUCAUCUCUGGAGGAUAACGAAGACAAGAGAAGCCCAACGCCUACGGGCGCUUUUACAUCCUUCAUAAAUCGCGGAAGCUCCUGUGAGACAUCACUUGCCACCAUGAAGAAGACGAAUGAUCUUCUAUCCGGCUUCUCAGGACAUCUUCAUCAUGCUCCCUUCAAUCCUGCUCUUGCAGCUCAACUUUUUCUCCAGGCACCCCUUAUCCCGCCACCUAGUCAGUGGCUGUAUACCCAACUCUAUGGGAAUUACCAUGAUUUCCCAUGGUUUCGCAAUACUCUCCCUUCGGCAAAUACUUUUCGUGGCGGUACAAGCCCUGAAUCCACCGAAUCUCCUCCUGGACUCGUUAAGCGUUCCUCCGUAACCCUAAUUUCGCAUUCAAAUCACGAUGUGGGAAAUGCAACCAAAGAAGAAGCAGAGAAUCGUCUCUCACCACCGGUUACGUCUACCAAGAGAUCACCCAGUCCUGAGGAUAUGGAAGAGACGCCUAGUGAGAAAAAAUUGGACACCAUAGGGGCGGCAAAUAGGUGUCGUACUCCCAAGCAUAGCGAUGUAUGGAGGCCAUACUAAAAGACAUCAAAAUUGAUUUUUUUAAUCAAUUGUAUAUUUUUUGCUUUUCAAUCUUAAGGAAGGUUAUUAUUUUUGUCUAUAAAUUUUCAAAUCUUAUGUUAAAAACUUUUAAUUUACUUUAAACUGUUUUUUUUAGCAAUAUUAAUUUCAUUGUAUAAGAAAUCAUUAAAAGCUUUAUUUAUCAUAUUUUCUUGGAAUAAAAUGUGUAAAAAUUGAAUGAAAUCUUUAAUUAAAAAAUGUAAAUACUUCAUCAAAAUUAGUGUUGAGAGUAAAAAAUGAAAGGUUAAAUAAGUGAAUAAUAUUUAAAAAUAUACAUAAACUGUCUGAGUAUGUCUUUCAA